Molecule: messenger RNA, 273 nt
Organism: Arabidopsis thaliana (thale cress)
Lineage: Eukaryota; Viridiplantae; Streptophyta; Magnoliopsida; Brassicales; Brassicaceae
Product: Defensin-like (DEFL) family protein
Exons: 2
Coding region: 1-273 (90 amino acids)
Biological process (GO): signal transduction
Cellular component (GO): extracellular region
Source: RefSeq, marked reviewed
AUGAAGUAUUUUACCUUGUUCAUGAUUUCUUAUAUAUUCAUAUCAAUAUUUGUUUUCAGUCACAUUCACGAUGUGGAAGCUCGCAACCGGAUCUGUAGAACCUCGGAGAAAUACUAUCGCGAAUUUUGCGGCCAUGCAGGAAACGACGAUUGCCUUUCAAAAUCAACCAAAAAACCUAAACCAUUUAAAUGUGUUUGCCAUGAUAAUAGGAGUCAGAAUAUAACUUCAAUUAAUGAUCGAUAUAAUAACUGCAUAUGUACCUUUUAUUGCUAA